Canis lupus familiaris (dog) is the source of this 939-nucleotide messenger RNA. RefSeq names its product chromosome 28 C10orf95 homolog (gene C28H10orf95). The transcript has 2 exons. The coding region runs from base 252 to 911 and encodes 219 amino acids. The record is from RefSeq and is a predicted model, not a curated record. NCBI's taxonomy places the organism in Eukaryota, Metazoa, Chordata, Mammalia, Carnivora, Canidae.
GAGUGGCUGAGGCACGCACGGCAUGGAGGAGAGCAGUGCCACUAAAAACUGGUGAGGAGUCUGCUCCGGACCUCUCUGGCUCCCCCAAAUGCUGGGGACCAGCUCCCCUGGGCUGAAGGAGACGACUGGGGAACCACCUGGGAAGAACACUUCACCGCUAAGGGCUUGAAAAGGCCUUGGGUCCUUACUGCCUACUGAGAGCCAGGGGUUCGGCCCAGCCCUGGGACAAGAGGUGCGGACCAGCUCCCAGCAUGUACUCCUUCAGCAGCCUGGCGCCCGGGGAAGGCAUCUGGCCUCCCCUACAGCCCCUCCCCUAUGCCUACCUGACUGGCCCUCUGCUGCUGCCCCCCAUCCACGCUCACAGCUUCUGCAGCCGGCCCCCCGGCCUGAUCGCAGGUGAGUGGCCGGCUCCGCGGGAAUACCACUGCUUCCACGGCCCGGGCGCGCCCCUGGCGGCCGCGCCGCCCUCGUGGGCCUUCCCGCAGGCCUACGCCGCGGCCCUGCGCCCGCGUUUCCCCGCUCCAGGCUGCCUGGGGCCAUCGCUACGAGGGACCGCGGCGGAGGGGAGCGCGGCUGCCCGGCGCGAGGCCCCGUGGCCGGAGGGCGCCAGCCAGCAGGCCGAGCUGCGCUGGGGCCGCGUGGAGCGCGCGCUGGACCCGCGCCUCGAGCUGCCGGACCUAGUGCGCCGGGAGCUGCGGCGCGUGUACGGCACGUACCCGCGCACCGACGUGCGCGUCACCUACCGCGGCGGGCAGUUCCUGCUUCGGGCCGCGCCGCGCGUCCGCGAGCACGAGUACCGUGUGCAGAGGCGCGUGCUGCGGCCGCCCGCCAGCGGCGACAGCGGCGACAGCAGCCCGGCCGCGGAAGCGGCGGAGUGUGGCCGCCGGAGGAAGAGGAAAGGCCCGAGCUGAGGACGCCGCAGGGCCCGGCGGCCGGCCC